This is a messenger RNA of Phycomyces blakesleeanus NRRL 1555(-), 6231 nucleotides long. RefSeq lists its product as hypothetical. The record is from RefSeq and is a predicted model, not a curated record. Lineage: Eukaryota; Fungi; Mucoromycota; Mucoromycetes; Mucorales; Phycomycetaceae. The transcript has 3 exons. The coding region runs from base 1 to 6231 and encodes 2076 amino acids.
AUGCCUCUUGAUAAUUAUAAAAAGAGGAGUAAUAGUCGAGGAUCACCUGGAAGACAACUUAAUGAAGCUGAUUUGAGAGCUGAUGAUGAAGUUUACAGGCAAGUUGACCACAGAAGCACACAUUUUUAUAUAAAAAUCAACUUAUUUAAAUAUAUAUUUGACCCUCAAGGUUCAGAUGUUAGAAAGGCCCAUGUGAUUCAACAUGAUUAUGGAAACCAACAGUCUUCCCACGAGAACAACUGGAAAACUCCAUCUAAUGCAGAGAUGCAGCGAUCUGUUGUAGGGAACACCCACGAAAUCGGAUUAGGCGAAGGUGUCCAAGAACAUGCUCAAACUUCUGGUUUUACAUACGGAUCUGAAGAUAUCGGCUCCCGCGUCCGUCAAAAAACGCCUGUGUCUGGCCAGUAUAACAUCGUACCUCAGGAUAACAAUAAAGAUGUCUUGAGUCAUUCUACAUGGUCCCCUCACCAACAUGCAGAACACGAUUAUGCUAGUCUAGGAACUUAUGCCUAUGCAAAGGCAACUGAAGACCCUGCUAGAGACAUUGUCGGAGAUGGACUGAAAGACACUCUCCAUGGGUCCCAUUCGCCAACCAUCCAAUCAAAGUCCGCCAUUAAACAAAAUGCUGUGACUACAGAUCACUUUGUACGUACCCCAGCCAUAAAUGAAGCAUUUUCCAUGGCCGUCAGGAGCAGUUUCUUGGAUUUGGGACAUAUUGUUGAUGUUAUUAAGUCCUCGCAUGCUCAUGAUUAUACGUCAGAUCAAGCCAUGAAAGGUGUCGGAUUUGAUGUCGGGAAAAGACUUUCUGGAGCAGGUGCUGCGAUUGGUGCUGCGAUUGGUUCGGUCUUUCACAGCUCCCAUCCUCACAACUCUCAUCCACAGACCAUAGAAGAGACUCCGGAUGUGAAGAUAGCUCGGAACCGUGAGGCAUUCACUGGCCAACACCAAUCGGUUGAUAGCUAUGACCACAAUCAAGGAUCUAGAGGUGGUAUUAACAGGGCCAGCUUUGGUGCCAAAUCUCCUGACUUGGAUUCUUCCACUCAAAAUGAAGAAAUGCCCAGUACUUGGCCAGAUUCCAGUGAUCCUCAAAAAACAUUUUCCCAGGAAACUCGUGGUAUUUCUUCAGUAGUCAGUCCAUCCAUCAAAUCUUCUAUGGGUCUUGACCGAGGAGCCAAUCUUGUUCGGGUCAACAAAGAACGCAUCAAGGAGAAGAAUUCAAGCCACCCUCCCGUGGCACAUGUUCCAGAUGUCUCGCGCAAGAAUGCAGGAAAAUCUGACAUGUCUGAGAAGCCAAUGGAAAGCCCCUCAAGCAGCUUUGUAGAAGAUGAAUAUGGCGUUACAGCUAACGAUGCCUAUUAUGAUAAGCUGUCGACUUCCGCGGACGAUUGGGAAGAUAACCACACUAGUUCUGAGACCGGUGCUGAUCCUUACAAGCCUACAUCGCACUUGAAGCCUUCUCUUGAGCACGAGCGACACGUUGCUACCCCAGAUAUUCCUCCACUUAAAAUGGGACGCCCUGCAGUAGGUUAUGCAGGUGAUGGUCUUAGUAACCAAACUUACUCUCAUGGAAGAAACAAUCUAUCGGCCUCUUCUAAUCGUAAUGCCUUUGAAACCGACCAUAAUCAACAAUCAUAUAAAUACAGAGAUAUGAGCUCUCAUCCUGUCUCGAGUAAAUCUGGAUUAGAGCAUACUUCUAUGCCGUACAAUGACCGUGUUAAUAGAGAGCAAAGUGCCCCCGGUAUUAUCCCUCAGUCAGCCGCAAACCAUGGCUUAGGAAACAAUAAUAUGUCUGAUAGAAAUGCUCAAGCCAAGUUUGAUACUAGCCACAAUAUGUACUCAAACAUUACGCAACAAAAGCAGCCCAGAAGAUCAGAUAUGCUUUCUUCUGGUGUCCAUUCUGAUAUGAGCCACAAGCCUAAAAAUGAAAUGCCAGGGAUGAAUAAUAAACCCAUCUCUUCGUCUUCUGUAAGCCAACCCCAAGACGGGCGCCAAGGGUCGUACAGCAAUACUAAGGUUUCCCAGGCUACAGGAAUGUCUUCUGCUACGGACGAUAGACACGCUUCAGAAGGCACCAUAUCUGAGGCCGCAAAUUAUCUGACUAAGCUAGCCACCAGUGCAACUGCCGCAAUUGACUCUGGUAUCCAGGCAACCGAGUCUGCUGUCAAGUCGUUGAUAAAAGACACCACAACUCAAGAAACCCAUGAUGGAACACGAGAAGCGACAAGCAUGGAUGACCAAUCCAACGCUUACCAUUAUGGAACGAAGUCCGGUCAUCAAAAUCCGGGACCUCAAGAGCUUACUACUUCCUUUCACAAUCCUAGGGAUGUGAGCACAUAUGGUCGUACACACAAUACUCUUCCUGAAGACAACACAUUUUUGCCACUGACUAGUAAAGUGAACUCGAGAACAAAAGGGCCCAACUUCCCCAAUGCUGACCAACUCGCUCCUACAGAAUCUGAACGUAAACAUUAUCAUGAGCAAGUUGAUGUGAGAGGUUCUGAGCCCCAAAACAAAGGUCCACCUAAGAAAACGGUCAGACUUGUGUACUCGGAAGAUACAGAUAGCUAUGUUCCAGCUUCUCCUGAAGGAAACGGCUCUCCUAUUGCUGGCUCUACAUAUACUGGUGCUUCUUCUGUAAGACAUUCUCAUGUCGAGCCUAACGCUCAGGGUGGAAGAAAUACAGGACUCUCUCACCCUUUGUCCGGUUUCGCUGACACAUCAAAGAAUUCCUCGUACGCAAAUAAUAAUUCGUACAAGGAUGGUACAACGCUUGGUAAUUCGCAAUCGAAUUCUCUUUCUCACCGGAGUAACUCUAGCCAUUUAGCCAAAUUGGCUGCCGGCGGUGCUAUGACUGAUACCGGUAUCGGAGCUUCAGCAACAAAUGCACGUCCUUCUGCUCCUCCAACAUCUGGUUACGAAGGUUACAAUCCGGCUUUCUCUUCUAGCACUGGUGCUUUUAAUAGCCAUCGAAAGUCUCGAGGAAAUUAUGGAAUCCCCAAGGAUGAUACACGUGGACUGUCAACCUCUGACUUUUAUGAAAAUGAGGAGCCAGGUUUUGAUGAAGUUAUGGAUAUAUCUGAUAUUUCUGGUCAGGAAAGCCGUACAGGCAUGUAUCGUAAUUAUAACGACGAUAUUCUUUCUGAGCCCACCGAGAGCGGAGACAGCAACAACACACUUCCUCCAUCUUCCCGUCAUACGUCACCUUAUGAUCAUGAUAUAUUGGUAAACUCGAAUCAGUCUGAAGGAGCCAUUGUAGAAGAUGAUAUUGGCGCUGAUUUCAGAGUAAACCGUCUGGGUCAGUACGAGUAUGAAACCUCUUCAGAAGAUUAUGAAGCUGAAGAAGGCUCUUUCUACGAUGCCGAUAAUGACGAGAGUAACGACUAUAUGCCAUAUUAUGGUGCCCGUAAACGAACAUGGUCUCCUCGUCAAAGUCACCGUGAUCAGUUCGUUAUGGAAGAUAGCUAUAACAAUCGAACACCUCUAAACGAGCGUGUGGGAGAGGCUGUGCGUCGUAAUUCAGGAUAUGCUGGAAAGUCUUCAAGUUCAUUCAAUUCAUCUCAGACAACUCCUCAAGUUUCUGAUAACAAGCGUAAUAUGGAGUAUAUCGCAGCUGGUGUUGCAGGUGCAGGUUUUUCAGCUACUCUCAAACCUGGUGUCAAGCGUAACUUAUACGAAACACGGCAGACCGUGCCAUCCCAUAAUAAGACUACACCCAAUACAGGCUGGCCUCAAGGAUUCACUACCAAAAAUGGUGUUAGAGACGGAAAUAUUCUCCAAAAGUCUGAAGCAAUCGUACCAGCAAAAUCAGGGGAGUCUAAUGAUCACUACCCACAGUUGCCAUCCAGCUCGGUCCAUCACAAUGUACACAAUGUAGAGGCUAUCAAAGAGAAAAUCAUUAAGAAUCCAGCUAACAACGAUGAUGUGAGACCAUAUGAUCCUGGAAACAAUGAGUCUAACGAGGAUGUAUCCUCAAACUCAUUCGGAGCAGUCUUCCGCUCAUUCUUCAGAAAGUCAACCGAUCAAAACAUGCCUGGUGAAACACAGCAGCCCCAGAAGCACACGUCUAAUAACAUUCGCGAAAAGGAAGGCGAGCUUAGCCAUGAUUCUAAGCGCCCGUUAGAUGAAACGAAUUCAGGCGAGCUUCCUCCAUCUUACAAGGCGGCUACCAGGGGCCGUAGUACCAGUUAUGAUGCCGGUUUACCUUCCAGACUCCUUGAAGGUAGCGAUUUGACUUCUGCUAAUGAAUUGGAGAACAUGUCUCGCAACAGACAUUCUAUUCAAGAGAUCGAUGGUUGGAAACAAGACACUGAAAAGACCCUCAAGGCCACAGAAGCACAGCAUAACCUUGAUUGGAGAACAGUUGCUAACUUCCACGGUCCAGUCCCAGAAAGACAUGAUGCCACUGGAUGGUUGGGUGCCUCCGAAUCCUUAAAGGAAGAUAGAGGUGUCCUUGGUGGCUGUAAGAAAGAUUCUGUCUAUAAUAAUCUCUUUGAUGAAAAGAUGGAAGACUCUGAUCUCGCUAAAGGAAUCAAGGAAAAAUCUACCGAUAUGCAAUCUAAAGAAAAUGAUACAAAUGGUCUUGAACCUCCUGUUAACUCAAGACGCUCUACACUUGGUGCUACUGAAUCUACACUUACAUCCGUAGGUGCAACUAUCGGAGCAGCGAUUCGAUCUGCGCUUGGUAGAGGCCCUCAAGAAGAGAAGGCUAAAGAUAUUGAUGCCUAUGGCGAGCCUUGUAAUAAGUCUGAGUCAAACUCUUCUAAUACACCUCCUAAGCUCUCUCAACAUACAAACACUGCUUAUGAAUCCAACCAAAAAGAUGAUACAAGCGAGUUGCUCAAAAAGAGAGAUGACGGAAAGUUCAACUUGGCCAACCAAGAUGGUACACCCUUGGAAACUUACGAUCCGGUUACUGGUAUCACUCAUAGUAACAUGAGAGGAAUGUCAACCCAUGGUACAUCCUCGACUGCCCCAAAUAUUGAUAUGAGAAAGAACAAGAACAAUAACCAAAAGGAAGCCCGUAUUACCGAUCGUAAGGAAGGUCUUCUCACUGACCACAAGAAGGAAGGACUUAUCACUGACCACAAAGAAGAAGGUCUUCUCACUGAUCGCAAGAAGGAGGGACUUAUCACUGACCGCAAGGAAGAAGGUCUUCUCACUGACCGCAAAGAAAGACUUAUUACUGAUCCUAAAGGGAAGGGUCCUAUGGAAAACCACAAUGAUGGCAUGAAUGUUAAUAAAGAGUUGCCUGAUGUGAAAGAUUCCAAGACUGAUAAGAUUUCUCGUAAGGCAGCUGGUGCUAGUGCUACUGUUGGUGCUGCUAUUGGUGCUAGAGCCGCUUCAUUGCGUUCCAAUGUUAAAGAUGCUGGUAACAAAGCUACAGACAAGAUCAAACAGACCGUUCAGAACACUGAGAAAAAAUUGCCUGGUAUUUCGACCUCUGACAACGAGUCCAAGAUGAAUUCUAAUGGUAAAUCCAACUCGUCUGAGCAUAACCCGGAACACUCUUUCCAUUCCGCUAGAGCAGAUGUUCCUCCUACACCGCCUGCCAAAGAUGCAGAAUCUGCUUAUUUCGAUUGCACUUCUCCAAAGCCUAAUGAUCACAAAAAUGAAGAGAAGAUUGGUUCUCAACAAAGAAAACCUAUCGUAACCGAGCCCCUUGAUCUGAAAGCCAUGAGAGAGAAACAUAAACGUGCUUCUAUGUCCAAGAGAGUAGAUAACUCGACCGACCAAACCAAAAUAGCCAGCUCUAUUGGAAAGACUCUUGGUGCUGUCGUUGCUGGUGCUGGUACUGCAAAGACUGUUAAUGCAGCAUUAGAUAAAGGACAUCUUAAGAGCCAAACAAUUGCCACCAACAAGAAUGAAAUGGACGCCAGAAACCCUACAGAUACUAGCACUGGCAAAAACGAGCGCAAACGCAGUGCAUCUUGGAGAAAGUCGACUUAUUAUUCUGGAUCCAAGUCUCCUGGGGCGUGUUCUGGACCAGGCCAAGGUGUAUGGGUUAAUCAGACCAAGAAUCCCUUGACUUGUAAAAAACAUAUUCGAUCUGCAAGUACCUCUUCUGUUCCCUCGGACACACACAGAACUGAGCGUGUAGGAUCGUAUGUUGGUGCUGGAACUGGUAUUUGGGAUAACCAUGUAGACAAUCCUCUAACAUCUAAGAAGCACGAACUGGAAAAGAAAAUGGAGACCAAGAAACAUACAAAAAAUAGAAGAUCUUGCCAAAACUAA